AUGGCAAAGGCUAAUAUCGAGAAGGUGGUGUGGCUUUUGGCUUUGAAUUUCGGGUCUGAGAUUGAGCCUGAUAGGCCAUAUGCUGAGUUUUGGAUGGGAACCCAUGACUCAGAGCCAAGUUUUAUGGCUGAUGAUAAUGGAGAAGGUGGGAAUUUGGGUUUAAGAGAUUGGAUUUUGAAGAAUCCGAAUAUGCUUGGUCACAAGGUACUUUCAUUGGCAAAACCCCUUUCAAGACAGGAACAUUCGAAUAAAGAAUUGGCCAAAGAAUUGCAUAAGUUGAAACGAAAUCUCUAUAAGAAUGCUAAUCAUAAACCUGAGAUGGCUUUGGCCAUAACAGAAUUCAAGGCCUUUUGUGGGUUCAUUACAUUUGAGGUAAUACAUGAAUCAUGCUCGGUUUUUUGUGGUGGAACUUCCCUUUCCUGUUAUGAUUAUGGAAAUGAUAUGCAUGAUGAAACUUUGAGUCCAAAUCACAUCCAGAAUCGAGAUAUAAGGUAUCUUUAUAUACUUCCCACCACUUUUGGGAAUCCGUUAUGGUUUACCGAUGAUGAGAUGCUGGAAUUGAGAGAAACAAUCUUGUAUAGAGCAACUGAAUUACGGGCAGUGGCAACAUGGGAUGUUCCUGUCCCAAAGGGUUCGGGAACAACUGGUGCAUCUGAUGUUCCUACUAGUUCAGUUGAAGCCAAUGCUCAUUCGUAG
This is a messenger RNA of Hibiscus syriacus, 696 nucleotides long. RefSeq names its product mannose-6-phosphate isomerase-like. Gene Ontology annotation, cellular component: cytosol. NCBI's taxonomy places the organism in Eukaryota, Viridiplantae, Streptophyta, Magnoliopsida, Malvales, Malvaceae. The record is from RefSeq and is a predicted model, not a curated record. The transcript has 7 exons. Bases 1 to 696 code for a protein of 231 amino acids. Gene Ontology annotation, molecular function: mannose-6-phosphate isomerase activity; zinc ion binding. Gene Ontology annotation, biological process: GDP-mannose biosynthetic process.